This is a messenger RNA of Yamadazyma tenuis ATCC 10573, 1623 nucleotides long. The record is from RefSeq and is a predicted model, not a curated record. Lineage: Eukaryota; Fungi; Ascomycota; Pichiomycetes; Serinales; Debaryomycetaceae.
AGUAUCGAAGUCAGUCACAAAAGCCUACAACACUUCCCAAUCGGUGCAGGUUCAACUUCCGACCUAUUAUACUACCAAAUCAUCAGUCAAAUACGGGUAAAUGGGCACGGACAUCUAUCAUUGGAAAAACGUCUCAUUGUUUCAUAACCAUAAUACAUAGUGUCUUAGUUUGGCACAUUGGUAAGUUACUUGCUGAAAAUCCAUGUACAUCUCCUAUCAAAGUGCAUUUAUUUUUUAACAAAAGCGUAAAUGCAACCAGCGACAGGGGGUGACAAUCAAUGGUCUGUUUUGAGAUAGUCCUUUAUUGAACAAAGAGUCGAAAGGCAUUUUCAUUUCAUCUUGACCACAAUACCCCAUGCGGUUAUAGAUUUCUGCACGCUGAAAAUGUGAGUUUAAACAAUAGGAUAAAUUGAUAACUGAGUAUUGUUAGUCCAGCUGUCGGGAGGUUGAUGUCAGUCAAACAGACGAGCAAAAUAUAACCAUCAUAUACAGGAGCAUUGUAUAGCAUAUAGGGGUAGUACAACGUCUGUCAAAGUUCAAGUUUUGGUGAACAAUGUAAUUACUGGCUAGCCUGCACAUUAUUGGGAGGUCAUCGCUGGCUUGAUAAGGUCAUAUAAGAGGGGUAAAAAAAGAGAUGUUAUUCCAUUGGAAGAUGGCAAUAUCCUAGUUUAAAGCAAUUAUGUUCUAAAAAAGCCUUCAGCAAAGUCAAGAAAGCCUCUGGUUAUGAACAGUGACUCUACUGGAAAAUCUCAGAUUGAUGUAUGUCGAAGUUUAAACAAAAUGCGUAAUCAAAAAUCAGUUUUUAGUGCAUACAAGAGCCAAGAAACAGGCAACACUCCUUAUUACGAACACGGACAAAACAGUAAGUCACCAUAUUACAAACACAGACAAAAUAAGUCGCCGUGUCAUCUACCACAGCGCUAAAUAUUCGACUGUUCGGGUGAAUUUAAGUUGAAUGCAGUUUGCGAGGUUGUUGCUGAGCAGAUAUUCUAAAUACGGAAUUGCCCAGAACCGUUAGUUUUGCUUGUUGGCCGAUCUUAUGGCAUCAGUCUUAAAAUACGCCCGAAAAGGUUUACCAUUAUACGUUCGAGCUCUGGAAAUCGAACGAAAGUUCAUCAUGUACGCUACAAUAUUCAAAUUCUAUUGGAUUGAUUCAAAGGAGACCCAUAAAAGAGCAGAAAAUACAGUCAAUAAUGCAUAUGGAGUUUUCGAACCUUAACUCAAUAAGUGGACACACUCUUAGGUACAACAGCAAAUCCAGUACCAGCUGAGGCAACUUCAGAUGCGCUACCUUGAACACUCAGUUGAAAUAACGACUUCAGUAGGGGUAGUCCAACAAACAGCCUUCGAUUUCAAGGUUGGGAAGGUACUAUGACGAGAAGGAGCAGUAAGAAGUAUUUUAUAUUUGGUUAUACCGGCUGAAAUGGUCAUUUUCGCUUGCUGAGUGGCUUUGCAAUUUGCAUUUAGCACCCGUUGGCUGCUUGUUGAGACAGAUAUAUAGGGUAUAAUGGAGAAGAGAAAUAAUGUAAUAUAAGUCUUGUGUAAUAUAAGUCAUGUGAAGAAAUAUACUGCCUAGGGUCCCCCUGGACACAUGAUCUCUGUCCGUAUCAACAAUUAGUUCAC